Phragmites australis (common reed) is the source of this 4079-nucleotide messenger RNA. Its product is annotated as ABC transporter B family member 4-like. The coding region runs from base 121 to 3915 and encodes 1264 amino acids. NCBI's taxonomy places the organism in Eukaryota, Viridiplantae, Streptophyta, Magnoliopsida, Poales, Poaceae. The transcript has 12 exons. The record is from RefSeq and is a predicted model, not a curated record. Gene Ontology annotation, biological process: transmembrane transport. Gene Ontology annotation, molecular function: ATP binding; ATP hydrolysis activity; ABC-type transporter activity. Gene Ontology annotation, cellular component: membrane.
CCAAAACUAAUGUGCGUAUAUGCAGUGCCUCCACUAGGCCGUGGGGCACUGAAACUGUUCAUACUCCACACGCGCACAAGAUUCCAGCACGCCAGCAAGCUGAGCUAGCUUGACGCCACCAUGGACGCGACGGCUAGCAGAGCCGCUGGCCGCGCCGACGAUCAGAACGGACACGUCGAUGGCGAGAAGGAGGGGGCGGCCAAGAAGGUGUCGCUGCUCGGCAUGUUCCGGUACGCCGAUCGCCUGGACGUGCUGCUGAUGGUGAUCGGCACGGUGGGGGCCGUGGCCAACGGCGUGGCGGAGCCCCUCGUGACGAUCCUCUUCGGGAACGUCAUCGACUCCUUCGGGGACAGCACCACAGAGAGCAUCCUCCGCAGCGUGACCAAGGUUGUUCUGGAUUUCGUAUAUCUGGGCAUCGGAGCAGCAGUUGUAUCCUUCCUUCAGGUAUCAUGCUGGACAAUGGCAGGAGAAAGGCAGUCAGCCCGCAUACGUUCUUUGUACCUUAACGCAGUCCUGAGACAAGAUAUUGCAUUCUUCGAUACAGAGUUGACAACAGGCCAAGCAGUUUCUCGGAUGUCUAGCGAUACCCUCCUGAUUCAGGAUGCUCUUGGCGAGAAAGCAGGAAAGCUUCUACAACUCUCAUCUGCCUUCGUUGGUGGUUUUAUCAUAGCAUUCACAAGAGGCUGGCUCCUAACCCUUGUCAUGCUAACAUCACUACCGCUAAUUGCUAUCGCCGGUGCAGUUUCUGCACAGUUUCUAACCAAGGUUUCUAGCAAGAAACUGACAUCGUAUGGAGAUGCUGGGGACACUGUUGAGCAGACCAUCGCAUCUAUACGGACAGUGGUUUCCUUCAACGGCGAGAACAAAGCUGUUGCAAUGUACAACAAUUUCAUAAAGAAGGCGUACAGGACUGAUAUUGAGGAAGGCAUUACUAAUGGUUUCGGCAUGGGAUCUGUCUAUUGCAUUUUAUUCUGCAGCUAUGGCCUAGCCUUCUGGUACGGUGGAAAGCUAAUAGUUGGCAAAGGAUAUACUGGUGGGAAGAUCAUUACAGUUUUGUUUGCUGUGUUAACCGGUGCAACUUCUCUAGGCAAUGCAACACCCUCUGUUUCAGCAAUUGCGGAGGGUCAAUCUGCAGCAUACAGAUUGUUUGAAACGAUUGAGAGGAAACCAGAGAUAGAUUCAGGUGAUACCAGCGGCGUGGAGUUAGAUGAUAUCAAGGGUGACGUUGAGCUAAAAGAUGUUUACUUUCGCUACCCUGCAAGACCUGAUCAAUUGAUAUUAGAUGGAUUGUCAUUACAAGUAGCCAGUGGAACAACAAUGGCCAUAGUUGGAGAGAGUGGAAGUGGCAAGUCAACUGUUAUCAGCCUAGUUGAAAGAUUCUAUGAUCCACAGGCUGGUGAUGUUUUAAUAGAUGGCAUUAACAUCAAGACUCUUAGGCUUAAUUGGAUAAGAGGGAAGAUAGGUCUGGUUAGCCAAGAACCACUGCUCUUUAUGACCUCCAUCAAGGAUAACAUUAUGUAUGGUAAAGAAGAUGCCACACUUGAAGAGAUCAAGAGAGCAGCUGAGCUUGCAAACGCAGCAAACUUCAUUGAUAAGUUACCGAAUGGAUAUGAUACAUUGGUUGGCCAACGUGGUACACAGCUUUCUGGAGGACAAAAACAAAGGAUUGCAAUUGCAAGAGCCAUCCUCAAAGAUCCAAAAAUACUUUUGCUUGAUGAAGCAACAAGUGCAUUGGAUGUGGAAUCUGAGCGGAUAGUUCAGGAGGCACUGAAUAGGAUAAUGGUACAAAGGACCACUCUUGUUGUCGCUCAUCGUUUGAGCACUGUAAGGAAUGUUGACUGCAUAACAGUUGUUCGUCAAGGGAAGAUAGUUGAACAAGGUCCUCAUGAUGCACUAGUGAAAGAUCUCAAUGGUGCUUACUCCCAGCUUAUUAGGUUACAAGAGACUCGUGCUGAUGAGAGGCGUAAAAUACCAGACUCUGGGGUGCCAGAUUCCAGAUCAAAAAGCACUAGUUUGUCGCUUAGACGGUCAAUAACUAAAGAUUCUUUUGGUAGCAACAGAUAUUCCUUCAGGAACCCCUUAGGAUUGUCUGUUGAGUUACAUGAGGAUAAGAUCACAGAUGGACAGAGAAGAGAAGAGCUCUCCGAUGUUGUGGCCCUUAAGAAAGCACCAAUUGGAAGACUUUUUCAUCUUAACAUGCCAGAAGUGUCAGUUCUUCUGUUAGGCUCUAUAGCAGCAUCAGUGCAUGGAGUCAUUUUCCCAUUGUUUGGUAUACAAAUGUCUGGUGUUAUAAAAUCGUUCUACGAACCACCAGAUAAGCUGCAAAAAGACACUAGCUUUUGGGCGCUGAUAUCUGUUGUUCUGGGGGUUGCUAUUUUGAUUUCAAUCCCAGCAGAAUAUUUUUUGUUCGCGAUUGCUGGUGGCAAGCUUAUAAAGCGUAUUCGUACGUUAUCAUUUCAAAGCAUUGUGCGGCAAGAAGUUUCUUGGUUUGAUAAUCCGUCAAAUUCCAGUGGGGCACUUGGUACAAGGCUCUCAAUUGAUGCGUCAAAUGUCCGGCGCUUAGUAGGAGAUAACUUAGCCCUUAUAGUGCAGUCUGUAGCUUCAUUAACAACUGGCUUUGUCAUAGCUUUUGCGGCAGACUGGAGGCUUGCACUGAUCAUCACAUGUGUGAUUCCUUUGGUGGGUGCACAGGGUUAUGCUCAAGUGAAGUUCAUGAAGGGGUUUAGCGAAGGUGCUAAGGAGAUGUAUGAAGAUGCAAGUCAAGUUGCAACUGAUGCUGUUGGUAGUAUCAGAACUGUCGCAUCUUUCUGUGCAGAGAAAAGAGUGGUCACAACAUACAACGAGAAAUGUGAAGCCCUAAGGAAACAGGGAAUUCGAAGUGGAAUUGUUGGAGGACUUGGUUAUGGUUUCUCAUUCUUAGUUUUGUAUCUCGCAUACGGCCUUUGUUUCUAUGUUGGUGCACAGUUUGUACGUCAAGGAAAAACUACUUUUCCAGAUGUUUUUAGGGUUUUCUUUGCCUUAGUUUUGGCAGCUGUUGGGGUUUCACAGGCAAGUGCACUGGCUUCUGAUGCAACUAAGGCAAGGGAUUCUGUUAGUUCCAUUUUCAGUAUUCUAGAUCGGAAGUCCAAAAUUGACUCAAGUAGCGAUGAUGGUCUGGCACUGGAGAAUGUCACCGGCAACAUUGAUUUCAACAAUGUUAGUUUCAAGUACCCGUCACGCCCUGAUGUCACGAUAUUUAGCGACUUUACCUUGCGCAUUCCUUCCGGAAAGACAGUGGCGCUUGUUGGAGAGAGCGGUAGUGGCAAGUCCACAAUAAUUGCUUUACUGGAGCGAUUCUACGAUCCUGAUUCUGGUGGAAUCUCACUAGAUGGAGUUGAAAUUAAGAGCUUAAAAGUUAGCUGGCUAAGGGAUCAAAUGGGGCUGGUAGGCCAGGAGCCAGUGCUUUUCAAUGAUACCAUCCGUGCCAACAUAGCAUACGGGAAACAUGGAGAGGUAACAGAGGAAGAGGUUCUGGCCGUGGCCAAGGCAGCCAACGCCCAUGAGUUCAUAUCAAGCUUGCCACAAGGGUAUGACACCAUGGUCGGCGAGAAAGGAAUUCAGCUGUCUGGCGGGCAGAAACAACGGGUAGCCAUUGCAAGGGCCAUGGUAAAGGAUCCUAAGAUACUACUCCUUGAUGAGGCAACCAGUGCCCUGGAUGCCGAAUCGGAGCGCAUUGUUCAAGAUGCACUGGAUCGGGUCAUGGUCAGCCGCACCACCGUUGUGGUGGCGCACCGCCUCUCCACAAUCAAAGGGGCUGAUAUGAUUGCAGUCCUCAAGGAAGGCAAGAUUGCAGAGAAGGGAAGGCAUGAAGCCCUGAUGCGCAUCAAGGAUGGAGCCUACGCCUCACUAGUGGAGCUCCGCUCCAACUCCGAAUAGAAUGAUGUAUUUAUAUAUUGACCAUUUGUUAAUCUGCACAGGUACAACUACCCAUAGAAUCCAACUGUUCGUUAUUUUGGAAGCUAGUGCAGAAUUUGAGCGGAGGCAUUUUGCAGUAUGUUGCGCGGAAGGCCCUCGGAUCUUGGUAGGUGAUGAGAGAAAAU